Molecule: messenger RNA, 1536 nt
Organism: Penicillium soppii
Lineage: Eukaryota; Fungi; Ascomycota; Eurotiomycetes; Eurotiales; Aspergillaceae
Product: putative MFS transporter
Exons: 2
Coding region: 1-1536 (511 amino acids)
Biological process (GO): transmembrane transport
Cellular component (GO): membrane
Molecular function (GO): transmembrane transporter activity
Source: RefSeq, a predicted model, not a curated record
AUGGAAAUUGACAAAAAAUCACCUGUGGACGAUGCCAUCAACGAGAAGGAUGUGCAAAUCGGCACUAUAACGGAUCUUGACGAAGGCGAAGUCUUCCUCCGCCAACAUGGGUACAACCAAGAGGCUAUACAAACACUCCUGGACGACGAGCCGCGCAACAAGGCAAUGGUCCGCAAGGUAGAUCUUGUAUUGUUGCCUUUGCUUGCCGGGACAUACAUGCUCCAAUAUAUCGACAAAUCAGCCCUCGCCUACUCUGCGGUAUUUGAUCUUCUCUCCUCCACACAUAUGUCUAGCAACCAAUACAGCUGGCUGGCCAGUAUAUUCUAUAUUGCUUAUCUCGUCGCUGAAUACCCUUGGAAUAUCCUCGCCCAGAAAACAAAGCUCGCCAAGGUGGUUUCAGGAAACAUUAUUGCCUGGGGCGCGAUGCUCAUGAUUACCGCCACCUGCUCGUCUUUCAUCGGGAUGGCGAUCUGCCGCUUUCUUCUUGGAGUUUUCGAAGCUCCUAUUACUCCUUGCUUCAUGAUGAUGAUCGGAAUGUGGUACACACGUGCCCAGCAACCUUUCCGCGCUGGUGUCUUCUACAGCUGCAACGGCCUAGGUGCAAUGGUUGGUGGCAUCCUUACAUACGGUAUAGGACAAAUCCACACCAUUGCCGUAUGGAGAGCGAUCUAUCUUAUUCUGGGUGGCAUUACUCUCGUCUGGGGAGUUGUGAUGCUUCUAUUUCUUCCAGAUGAUGUGAUCUCGGCGAAGCGGUUCACUCUAGAUGAAAAGGCCCUCUUAAUUGGCCGUGGUCGACUUGGUCAAACCGGUAUCAUCAACCACCAAAUCAAAUGGUAUCAGAUCCGCGAGGCUUUAAUAGACCCGCAAGUCUGGCUCUUGUUCUUUUUUACACUUUUGAAUGAGGUUGUUAAUGGUGGAAUUGCGAGCUUUGGUAAACUGAUUAUCAAAGGAUUGACUGAUGACUCGGCAACUGCUGUCGCUUUGGGUAUUCCUUUUGGAGGAUUCCAGAUCUUCUACGUACUGGGAGGAACAUAUCUCGCAUCUCGAAUCAAGAACUUCCGGACUGUCGUUAUGUUUAUUUACUUGAUGCCCACUAUUCUUGGUGCUAGUCUCCUGUGGAAGCUGGAUCAUCAAACAUACAAAGUCGGAGUGCUGUUUGGCUAUUAUAUUAUUGGAGCCUACGUCUGCUCUUUGGUGCUAGCUCUGCAGAUGCCAGCAACAAACCUAGGUGGUUAUACUAAACGGACCACCAGUGUUGCUUUAGUAUUCUUGGCGUACUGUGCCGGCAAUAUCAUUGGACCCCACGCAUUCCUUGCGAAAGAAGCACCCAUUUAUCAGACCGGAGUCAAACUCAUUCUCGCAUGCUCAUCGGCGCAGGCAGCUCUGGCCAUUUUGUUGCGUUUCAUCUUGGCUCGGAGAAAUAAACGGAGAGAUGCUGCCGCUGCUGCUGUUGGCCAUGUCGAGUCAUCUCUCGAUGAAAGCGCUAUGGCUGACUUGACUGAUUUCGAGAACCCGAGAUUCAGAUAUGUUCUUUGA